Messenger RNA from Dictyostelium purpureum, 414 nucleotides. RefSeq lists its product as uncharacterized. Bases 1 to 414 code for a protein of 137 amino acids. NCBI's taxonomy places the organism in Eukaryota, Evosea, Eumycetozoa, Dictyosteliales, Dictyosteliaceae. The transcript has 2 exons. The record is from RefSeq and is a predicted model, not a curated record.
AUGAAUGUACCAACAUUUUUACCAAACUGCACAAAUAAUAAUAAAAAACCUUAUAAUAUCAAUAUCAAUAAUAACACAACAUCAGCUUCAUCAUCAUCAUCAUCAUUCAGUUUAAACAAUAGUAAUAAUAAUAAUUAUACAACAACAGUAGGAUUAGCAUUCAGUUUAAAAAAUAGUUAUAAUUUAAAUAGUAGUAUAAGUGAAUAUAGCAAUCUAAAUAAUAAUAGUACCAGUUUAGCCCGAAGCGCAAGUUGUAGUAGUAUAAGCAGUUGUAAUAGUAAUGAUAGCAAAAUGAGUAGCGGUAGUAGCGGUUGCAACAAUAAAAACAGUAAUAGCUUUUUAAUUAAUAAUGGUAAUAUAACACUUUCACCACCAUCAUCAUUAAGAAAUUUAAAUAAAGAGAAAUUUAAUUAA